Molecule: messenger RNA, 1505 nt
Organism: Pyricularia oryzae 70-15
Lineage: Eukaryota; Fungi; Ascomycota; Sordariomycetes; Magnaporthales; Pyriculariaceae
Product: dihydroorotase
Exons: 6
Coding region: 6-1286 (426 amino acids)
Biological process (GO): 'de novo' pyrimidine nucleobase biosynthetic process; pyrimidine nucleotide biosynthetic process
Cellular component (GO): cytoplasm
Molecular function (GO): dihydroorotase activity
Source: RefSeq, a predicted model, not a curated record
GAACCAUGCUACAUGAUCUUAUCGCACCUGGAGCAAGCUUAUCGGUACUGCCCCGCGAUUUGAUGUCCCAGGGAUAUGAUGGAUUGGGACGGGUUGGGAAUACCCUCAUAAAAAACUUGCAUACAACCUCAAUAAGAGAAAACAGAAAAAUUAAACCUACAAACAAAAGCCUGAACUAUCACUCACCAAGCAAAACUAUCGAAAUCAAAAUGAAGCUCAAGGAGACCCAACGCUUGGAGCUGCCGCCAUCGGCGGAUAUGCACGUUCAUUUGCGCCAAGGCCAGCUCAUGGACCUGGUUGUCCCGAGUAUCCGCAAGGGAGGCGUAGAUACUGUUUUCGUUAUGCCGAACCUGCAACCACCUGUCACCACUGUGGCUCAGGUUCUCGAGUACAAGUCAAAGCUCCAAGCUCUUGACCCUGAGGUGACCUACCUCAUGUCCUUAUAUCUUCACCCCUCAGUGACCCCCGCCGUCAUCACCGAAGCCGCCGCCGCUGGCGUCACGGGCGUCAAGAUGUAUCCGCAGGGCGUGACGACCAACUCCGAGGCUGGCGCCGGCGCCGAUUUCCUCGAGGCCUUCUCGUCCGUGUUUGCCGAGAUGGAGCGCCAUGACAUGGUCCUCAACCUGCACGGAGAGGUGCCCGGCGUCGCCCCCUCCGAGGACCUUUCGCUCGAGGAGGCCUUCCUGCCCGAGCUCCAUCGCCUGCACGCAAAGUUCCCCAAUCUCAGGGUCGUCCUGGAGCACUGCUCGACUGCUGCCGCUAUCGAUGCCGUUAAGGCCUGCGGGCCGACUGUUGCUGGCACCAUUACGGCCCACCACCUAUACUUGACGGGUGACGACAGCGAGGUCGACCCGCACGCCUUCUGCAAGCCGAUCCCCAAGAAGCCCAAGGACCGGGAUGCGCUCCUCAAGGCCGCAGCCAGCGGUAACCCCAAGUUCUUCUUCGGAAGCGACUCGGCCCCCCACCUCCUGCCGACCAAGUCCAACAAGCCGGCGCCGGCCGGUGUCUUCACCCAGCCCUUCGCCACGCAGCUGGUUCUCCUUGCGCUCGAGGCCGCCGUCGAGCGCGGGGCUAUCGACGAGGCUGACGUCACGCAGGAGCACCUGGAGCAGUUCCUCAGCCGGGCCGGGAGGCGUUUCUACAAGCUGCCCGAACCGGCGGCUGGUAGGAUCGUGCUCGAGAGGAAGGGCGACAAGAUCCCCGCCAGCAUCAAGAGCGACGAUGGUGCCGUCGAGGUCGGCAUCUCCAAAGCCGGCGCUGAUGUCUUCACUCUGCAGUGGGUUUGAAGGAGAAGAAUACAAUUGUGAAAAAAUGUGCUGGCUUGUAUGGGCUUGGUUAUCGGAGACCUGUAAGACGCGUUCAUCGGGUUGGACAACGGCGUAGACAAAACUAGAUCUGAAUUAGAAUGACAUGUUCGGCAGUCCACUCUUUCCCACCUACACAGCGGCACGUGUUAGCAUUUGUGAAUUCCGUUAUAAUGCCAGCGCUGCCUGAUUCAACGUUCC